AUGCCUGAUGUCAAGCGUACAGUCAAGCUCGUGACGGAACAGAGUAUCAUCCAGGGCCGAGAUUCAGGCGUGGAAGGAUUCCCUCUUCGAUCAUGGUCGAUUGAGAUCUAUCUCUUGAACGAGCAUGGCGAGGAAGUACCUGCGACACUGUUCGACAAAGUGAUUUACCGUCUCCAUCCCAGUUUCGGUGACCGCGCAAAUCAGACACUCAAAAACCCACCCUUCCGCAUCCAGGAAGAAGGUUGGGGUGAAUUCGACAUGCAGAUUGGUCUUUACGCCGAUAAGGAGCACGCCAUCAACCACGACCUGAACUUUCAGCAGUCUCGAUACGAGUCGAAGCACACAAUCACUUUCAAACAUCCCAAGGCAGCUCUGCUUGACAAACUGAGAGAAUCCGGUCCGGUGCCUGGGGACGAGAAUGGCCUCAAGUCGAAGCGCGGAGCAACGGGCGAAGAAAGUGUGAAGAAAAAGAAGAAGACUGAGAAGAAUGUCGACAUGGACAAACUCGCAGACGGACUCCAGAAACUCGGUGAAGACGAUCUGUUGCAGGUCGUUCAAAUGGUCCACGACAACAAAACAGCAGACUCGUAUACAGUAAACGACGUUGAGCAAGGUGAAUUCCACGUAGACCUGUACACAUUGCCAGACGCCCUUAUCAAAAUGCUCUGGGACUUUGUGCAGACACGCGGUGUCGUCUGA
Talaromyces amestolkiae is the source of this 699-nucleotide messenger RNA. RefSeq lists its product as uncharacterized. The coding region runs from base 1 to 699 and encodes 232 amino acids. Lineage: Eukaryota; Fungi; Ascomycota; Eurotiomycetes; Eurotiales; Trichocomaceae. The transcript has 7 exons. Gene Ontology annotation, cellular component: NuA4 histone acetyltransferase complex; Swr1 complex. Gene Ontology annotation, biological process: chromatin remodeling; regulation of transcription by RNA polymerase II. The record is from RefSeq and is a predicted model, not a curated record. Gene Ontology annotation, molecular function: histone binding.